This is a messenger RNA of Ipomoea triloba (trilobed morning glory), 664 nucleotides long. RefSeq lists its product as uncharacterized. The transcript has 3 exons. Lineage: Eukaryota; Viridiplantae; Streptophyta; Magnoliopsida; Solanales; Convolvulaceae. The record is from RefSeq and is a predicted model, not a curated record. Bases 40 to 474 code for a protein of 144 amino acids.
UUCCUUAUUGGCUUAUAAUUAGGUACUACAUAGUAGAACAUGCUUGCAGAUUCUGUAAUCUCGUCGCCGGUCUUCACGCCUGAAAGCAUGGAGUUUUGCCUAUCUGCACGGCUGUGUGUGUGUCUAUAUAUGUAUAUAUAUACACACACACACUACAACUUCACCUUUCUCCCUACCAUUAUUCUGAAUUCUGAUCAUCUUAAAUUCGUUCUAGUGCUGUUGUGCUAUCGAUCACAUCACAGCUUCAUGGAGCAAAAGAUUGUGAUCCAGCUUUAUCCCAAGCGCCAUAGGGCCCAAAAAUGCCGAUCCAAAGCCUUUACCAUUGCUGCCCAGGCAUAUGGUGUGAGCUGGGUAGAAAUCCAGCAGGAUACAGUAACGGUGACAGGAGAGAACAUAGAUCCAUCCGGGUUGACCACCUUAAUCAGAAAGAAGGUCUGCAAUGCAAGUUUAGAGCUUGUUGAGGAUAUGAUGUGAAUUGAAGCAAUAAUUUUAAGGAUUGAAGCUGCAUGCAUGCAUGUGUCUCUGCGCUAUGCUAUACGAUUCAAUCUUCUGUUUCCUAUAAGAAAUUAUGACGAUGAUAUGAUGAUGUGUAAUAAUUAAAUUGUUAAUGUAAUGUUUUUUUUUUUUAAUGACGAGAAAAAUUUACAACCACUAAUUAAGUUAA